This is a messenger RNA of Larimichthys crocea (large yellow croaker), 6557 nucleotides long. RefSeq names its product mucin-16. The transcript is spliced from 5 exons. The record is from RefSeq and is a predicted model, not a curated record. Lineage: Eukaryota; Metazoa; Chordata; Actinopteri; Sciaenidae. The coding region runs from base 128 to 5845 and encodes 1905 amino acids.
CACCAACGCAAGGAGUCUGGCCUGUUCUCAGGACAGUCGUUACAAAAUACCACAGUACAUUUUUUUUUAAAGAUGCUUUGAGUCGUCAGUGUGAAUACCGAAGGCUGACUGAACCGGUUAAAAUAGGAUGUCAACAAGUGACGCAGGAGAGUUGGAUCUCAGAGUUGUAGGAGGAGAGACAACUACGCCUCUGUACAGGACAACACGAGCAGCACGGACUACAACUGCAAGAGAACAGCAGAAUGAAACAUUCAGUAAAAGGUUCAAGCAGGAAGAGAAUCGUGAUGAUGAAACCCCAGCUGGACAGCAGUGUCACCCAUCAGCCAUCAGACAGAAAGAAACACGCAAAGCACUAGCAUUUAAAGCACACAGGCUAAGAAAGAAAGAGGCAGUUGAUUGUGGUGACUCAAAGGUCCAGACUCAGAAGCCCACUGGACCCAGAUUCACAUCCUCCCUGUACUUCAGACUCUCCAGAAAUCUAGGCCUUGACAACCCAGAGCUAAGAGUCAAGAAGAAUUUAGACCGUCGUCUACACAGUUUAACUGAAACACAGAGGGCAGAGGCUGAGAACAACAGCUGUCAGGUUAAUGGACAAACAUCACCACCAGACACCUCAAUACAAAUAGCCAGUGACCAAAAAGAAGAGGUUAUCACAGUUCUUUGCAAUGAACCAGAGAUUACCAGGGACUUGAGUACAUCUCAAAGUUUUUCAAAUGGAAAGUCUGGACCACAUGGGCGUAAUGGCUUGUGCAUGCUUCCACGUGGGUCACAGCCAAGGACUGGCACUAGAUCUGUUGAGUCAAAAGAAGACAUAAAAGACCAUACAGAGCUUCAGAAACAAACUGAUCUUGUGGAUCCAUCCACCUCUACUAGAACCAUGCUGUCUUCCACUGUGGUAACAGUUCUUGCCCCACAUUGGAGUGGCAGACCAAGACGGGCCAAAAGAUUUGAGGGAACUGGCAGUUCGGAAGCUCAGGGGAAUUUACAAGAUGUAACCAAUACUGUGGCAAACCAUACACAAGCACAUGUUCAGGACACUGCAAGCACUUCGUUGACAGAUAGAUCACAAGCCCAGUUAAGGGUUCCAUUUCUGGGAACCAGGAGCAAUACAGUUGACUGGACAACUAAGAGUGGUCCUGCUGGCUUGGACUAUGAAUCUAAGAGGAAAAUGAUUCAGACUAUCUCUUUGGACGUAAACUCUGGAAGGAUGGACAAUAAGAAAAGAUAUGCAGUUGCUUCAAGUCCUGUAGGCCCUGUAUCUCCCAUGUCACCCCUUUCCCCUGACCCAAAUGAGAGGAGGAAUCCACAAACUGGUCAUCAAGGAGGACUGUCAUCUUUAAGCUCAAAACCAACAACCAGCAGUCUACUUCUGUCUUUAAGAAACUCCAGUGGCAGAAACUCUAAUGCAGCCUCCACUGUCUCUGAGAUCAGUCCGAAUUUGAGCAGUUCACCAAGUGAUCGAGACGGAAAAUUAUUCACAACAUGCCUUUCUCAAAGCUUUCACAAUAAUAAUGAGCAAGAGAGGUCAAAGCCUCUCCUCUCUCCAUCAUCCGUCCCUUACAGGACAUCAGAAACUGGGCCUAGCCUUUCUCCGUCAUCCUCCAAUCACAGGGAAAGAACCAUAUUUGGAGCACGGUCCUUUUCAGCUUCACACACAAACAAAGACGUAGAGGACACACCCUUUAUCCAGCAACCUCAAAUAACAAACAGAACUCAGGCCAGUCUUUCAUGUUCCAAACAAGCAUUUCUAAGUAGAGGACCAUCAGAGAGACAAGUGGACUGCAGAGAUUCAGAAAAAAGUACAAACUUACUCUCAGACAUCUCUGUCUCUUCUGCCAGACAUUCCCCAUAUGACCGCUCUGGACUUCAUAAAACCCAGUCCCUCCCUAGAAGGACCACCCUGACAUCCACUUCCUGGUGGAAACAAGUUACCCAGGAAGGCAGUUCCCCUCUAACCCUCAAUGAUACAACAAACAUCAAAGAAAAGCCAAACACACCCUUAGUUCCACCCGGUAUUGAUAAAAGUGACAUGGCCUCGCCAAGUCUGACUGACAACAAAAGAUUUAGCAGUCAAAUCCCCAAUAACAGAGACAACAAUAACACAACAGAGACAGUUUGCAAAGGUAACAUGAACCUUGUUAUGAAGAUGCAGGGAGGAAUUCACAACCUCAAACAAAGACAUGCUGAAGAUUCACUUGACAAUAAAUCAGACAGAUUUGUUAAACAGCAUUAUGGCUCCAAUUCAAACACCAGAGAGCCACAAAAACCUCAUGAUUUGCCCGAUGUUUCGUCUAGUUCUAAAUUAAGCAGAGCUACAGUGCAGACAAAUCUGAGUCACCCUAAAGAUCUCACCAAGCAUGAUGUAAGCAAUAGUUCGUUUACAGCAUAUGUAACUGAAUUACCACCUACUAUGCUAAAUCCUACGAGCCCAAUUACACCCACUGAGAGCAGCAGUAAAUACAAUAAUAAUCUUUGUACAUCCAAAACCAACAGCACCCCCACAUCUACUCACAACAAGGACCCUCAAAGGUUUACCAAACCAUUCCUUUCAAACACUCUCAAUACCUCUAAAACCACUUCUGGUCUCCCUUUAACCCCAAACAUUAAAACCACUUCUUCCUUUCACUCUCAUCCGGUCACGUCACAGACCAGUAUUCAUGCUUCUUCAUAUACCAGCUCUCCUUCCCAACCACCCAAAUUCAACAACAUAGCGAACACCACUCCUCUUGGCUUUGAAAGAAGCUAUGCCUCUGUUCCCAAGCCUUUCCAUCCUAAAACUGUGUCUGGCUUGAUUCCCACUGUCAAUGCAUUUUCUAAAUCAAACUAUUGCCCUGUAUCCACUGUUUCUACCAUCUCUACCACUAGCAGCCAUCCUGCAACCACAACUGUCCAGAGUCUGUCACUCCUUACUCCUCCCGUCACUCCUGCCAUGGCAUCCUCUCCUAACACUGUCGCUAUUUCCUCUCUCUUAACACCCCCUGCCACGCCUAUCAUUACCAGCCCCAACUACUCAGACACUUCCAGCCCCAAGGAAGGGAGGACAAUUUCAAGCAGCCAAGAAAGAGACACAAAGAAACCCCAUGUAGAGGGAAAGAAAGUGAGACGAGUAACAUGGGAGGACUCAGUGGAUCUGCAGUGUUCUGAGCCAAUCGCAGUUGAAAAGCCAGAGCCAACUCAAAUCCCAACAAGCUCUCCAUCUCCCUCAAGGUCCCCACGAAGCAUUAAAGCUCCAUCCAUCUUUUCUUUUCUAAGAUCAAGCAGUCCAACCACAAAUACAUCUCCUCUUUGCCCCCCUACCCCAAAGACCUCCAGCAUAGAGGCAGUGAAAGGAGCAAAGUUUCGGUCCUUAUCAUCUGACUCCCCUGAUUUAGGAUCCAGAGAGCAAGGGAAAUCUAAGCAGAGACCUAGUGAUAUAAUGACCUUUGACCAGGGAAGACGGGACUUUACCACACCCAGGCAGGAGAGGACACAAUCAGUUGAGUCUGGCACAGUUCAAGGCCGUUCUUCUGUUCCUCUCUCCCUCCCACCUGACUUUUCAAGCGGAUAUAAGCUUCGAUAUAGCUCCCCACCUUACUCCACUCUUAUGUCUACCAGGUCAUCCCAGGGAGAAACUAAGACUUUAAUACCUAGAUCAUCCCUCUUCCAACAAUCCUCACAGUCAAAUUAUACCCCAAAUCUUUCAAUAAAUACUGACCCAGCUGCAGUCAUGACCUUACCAGUGUCCAAACCCCCUCUGUCACCGAUCAGCUCACCACAGCCCUUAUCGUUGUCUUUGCAAAGCAAAAAUACCACCCAAGAAAGUUCAAAGUGUGAAAUCUAUGAAAUUGAUCAACUCAAUAAUAAUCACAGCAAGAGCAUCUGUCAAGAUGCCCAGCUAUUACUUGUCAAUAACAGAGUUCAUGUCAGCUCACAUUCUCUGCAGGGUGAUAAGGCACACAACUCCUCUUCAACAUGUGUAACCGAGACACUGGUUUACAGCAUUAAAUCUAAAGUAAAUCCAGCUCGAACUGCCCCGAAGAAAACCACACCUAAAUCUCUGCAGCAUACCGCAAACACACUGGUUUCUGUGGAGACAGAGUUAAGUCAACAGUCACACACAAUUCAGAGUAAGGAAGCCGCAGGUGAACCUAGUCAUUCAGAUCAGAGCUCAAAUAGUAGCACCUCAACAGAGACUCUGCCGCCUGAUGAUGAAAGCUCAAACAGAAGAAUGAAAGAGAGUGUGCUGAGCAAAAGCAGAUUUUUGUCAGUGGAGAGCAACAAUGAACAAAGCCCAAAGAAAAGCCGGUUUGGACUGAAAAAAAGUUUCAGUACACCAAAUGCCAGUUUGUCAAGAUCAGAGUCAGAAAGGGCCAACAAAACUAAUAACAAAAUGGACCAGGUCCUUAACAAACUGAGACAAACAUUCAGCAGUAGACGGUCUGAUGAUGAUGUGUUGUUUCCAUGGAAAUGGAAGCGAGGCUCCCAAACACCUUCUGUUAGUGGAUCAAGUGACAUCAGCAGUGUCAGUGAUAGCUCUGUUGAGAGUGGCAAAAUUCUAGAGAAGCAAGAGCAGGAGAAAGGGGUGAUGCUGAAGGACAAUGAAAAGGACACAGAGGAUGCAAAUAGAUGGACACAAAACAGAUACACUCUCACACCAUCGUCUGCUUCUAGAAGCACAAUGGCAGGAGAGAAGUUUUAUAGUUGGACAGACAAAUCAACUCCACAAGCUGACCAAGACAGGCAAAAUGCUUGUGUAGAGCACAUGUCAGAAUGUAAAAACCAACCUCAUUUAAAAAUCCACAGCCCAACAAUGCACCAGUUUGACUUUGACUACAAAGACAUUGGGACAACAAACCAGUUCCUCUCUUGUAGAGAUCCCAAUCCUGGUAGGAGCCCUAACCUCACUACUGCUUAUCCUACUCAGUUCGGGAAGUCUUCAUCAAGCCCUAGGAGCCCCUUCUCCCCCUUCUCUUCUCUUUCCCCUGUCUCCCCAUUCACCUCGCCUGAUGUUACAGAUGACAGUGUCUUCUACAGCCCAAAGUUACAGCGACGGAGAGAAUCCCCCUCCCCAUGUGAGCCAGGAGAGGGAAUCAGUCUGGGGGGUUCAAGAAGAAACCGGGCAUCCACUGGUCCUCCAAGUGCAAGUCCGGGACAGGACAAGGAAUACUCGCCAUCUUCCUAUGCAGACUUAAAGUAUGGCAUUGAGCCUGGGAGGUCAUUUUCUGUGAGUUCGGUACUCUCCAGUCGGCCCUCAGGGCCUGGUCGCAUCUCUACCGGAUCUAGGUUCUUGAGUGUGGGUGACCUCUCUGAAUCUGCCCUAACUUGUGGAGGUACUGGCAAGGACUUAUAUCACUGGUCCACUAGUUCUGAUUGGCCCACAAAUUAUGAUUGUCAGCCCACUAAGGACUGUCAUAUGUCAUAUUUCCCCAGUGACCCUGGUAAAAUGAGAUCGAGAUCUCUUCCUCGAUCACUGACCAGGUGCUUGGCAAAUUGGAGCUCAGAAGCUUCUCCACCUGUAAAUACCAUGGCACCAAAGCCAGCCCGCCUUUGGAGCCCUAACAUGAACACUUGUCACUUUGCAUGGGAUACAGAGGGUCCACCAACACCUCCUCCAACACCACCUCUGUCACCGGUUACCAAACGCAUGUCCAAACCUCCCAGCCUUUCCUCUCCUACCUUUCCCAGCUCAUCUGGAGCACCACAGCAAGUGGACAGCCAGUCCUCCAGAGGGCAUUUGCCCUCCAGAGGUUAUGUAUCCAGCCUUAGCACCUUUGAGGAGUCUUCAGACAGUAGCUCAGACACGACAACAGACGAUGAAUAUUACUUAGAAACAGGUGAAGACGAAGAAAAGGAGACAGAAUUGUGAUAGCACAACAAUUUAAAUCCUUCUUGUUGUCUAGUCCCUGUGAUACUCGACUCCAUUAUCUAGAAAAAGGAGAGGGACAAAGGAGACAGACAUCCACAAGAAGAUCGAUGGGCUCUAUUAUCCUGUUUCCUGUGUUUUUGUUUACUCUCUCAUUGCCUGCAUGAUUUGCUUUCGAAAAGUGGCGGUUGCUAUCAUGUCAAAAAGACAUGAAAUGAGCAUGCAUGAUAUUAUCAGCAUAGGGUUAAAGAUGUGUGUAUAGAGAGUGUACUAUAUACGAAUGCUGAUCUGCAAUCUAGGGAUAUCAGAAGUUUUAUCUAGUUAGGACAGUUGCAUGGCACGAGUGAGGAAAUCUGUAUAUCUGUGUAGUUAUUUUAAUCUACUGUGUAAGAUUAUAUUUUUAAUGUGAUGCUUAUCUUUAGGUUUGCAUUUCAUCCUGCUACUUAAUAAGUGCUGAGGUGAUGUGGAUAAAUGUGGUAUCAUAUGAUAUUUCUUGUUUUGUUCUAUGUUUGAAGAUUGAAAUUAAUUGUGGUAAAUGUUGUAAGCAUAAAGCAAAUACAAUUUUUUUUCCACAUUUUUAAACAGUUGCUUUGACAAAUGUAAAAAAGUUUUGUUGAAAAAGUUUUCUUCUGGGAUAAAAUAUGAUUAUAUUCUAUCAUAACAUAUAUCUAACAGAAACAGAGUUGACAUACAUUUGUUAUCAAACAUAAAGUGC